This is a messenger RNA of Caretta caretta (loggerhead turtle), 3326 nucleotides long. It is a transcript of the gene OGDH, whose product is annotated as oxoglutarate dehydrogenase. Gene Ontology annotation, molecular function: oxoglutarate dehydrogenase (succinyl-transferring) activity; thiamine pyrophosphate binding. The record is from RefSeq and is a predicted model, not a curated record. Gene Ontology annotation, cellular component: oxoglutarate dehydrogenase complex; mitochondrion. Lineage: Eukaryota; Metazoa; Chordata; Testudines; Cheloniidae. Gene Ontology annotation, biological process: tricarboxylic acid cycle.
CGCGGCGGCGCGGUGACGCAGGGGGCGGGGUGGCGGUACUUGGCGCGCAGAGCGGCGGCCGCUGUCAGAGCACAACGGCGGGCGGGCGGGCCGGACGCGCCAGCAGGAGCUUGUGAGCGGCUACAGGACAAAAAUGUUUCACUUAAGGACUUGUGCUGCUAAAUUGAGGCCGUUGACGGCCUCACAGACUGUUAAGACAAUUUCUCAACACAAGCCGGCAGCACCACGGACGUUUCAACAAAUCAGGUGCUACAGUGCACCUGUUGCUGCUGAGCCAUUUUUGAGUGGGACUAGUUCGAACUAUGUGGAGGAAAUGUACUAUGCUUGGCUGGAAAAUCCCAAAAGUGUACAUAAGUCAUGGGACAUAUUCUUUCGCAAUGCCAAUGCUGGAGCUGCUCCAGGUACUGCUUACCAAAGCCCCCCUCCACUGAGCACCAGCCUGUCUGCACUGACGCAAGCACAGUCCCUGGUUCAAGCACAGCCAAAUGUAGAUAAACUAGUGGACGACCAUCUUGCAGUGCAAUCUCUUAUCAGGGCAUAUCAGAUUCGAGGGCAUCAUGUAGCACAGCUCGACCCACUGGGAAUCUUGGAUGCAGAUCUGGACUCGUGCGUUCCAGCUGAUAUUAUCACAUCCUCAGACAAACUGGAUCUUGCAGUGUUCAAGGAGCGGCUGAGAUUGCUAACAGUAGGAGGGUUUUAUGGACUGGAUGAAUCGGAUCUCGACAAGGUCUUCCACUUGCCCACGACCACUUUCAUUGGAGGCAAUGAGUCGGCUCUUCCACUCCGCGAGAUCAUCCGCCGCCUGGAGAUGGCUUACUGCCAGCACGUUGGCGUGGAGUUCAUGUUUAUCAAUGACCUGGAGCAAUGUCAGUGGAUACGGCGGAAAUUUGAGACUCCAGGUAUCAUGCAGUUCACCACUGAUGAGAAACGCACCCUACUGGCAAGGCUGGUGCGCUCAACAAGGUUUGAGGAGUUCCUCCAUCGGAAAUGGUCUUCGGAGAAGCGUUUUGGCUUGGAAGGUUGCGAGGUGCUUAUCCCAGCCUUAAAGACUAUCAUUGACAAGUCAAGUGAGAAUGGAGUCGAUUAUGUUAUCAUGGGGAUGCCACACAGAGGGCGUCUGAAUGUUCUCGCCAACGUGAUCAGGAAGGAGUUGGAGCAGAUCUUCUGUCAGUUCGAUUCCAAGCUGGAGGCUGCUGAUGAGGGCUCGGGAGACGUGAAGUACCACUUGGGAAUGUACCACCGGAGGAUUAACCGCGUCACUGAGAGGAACAUCACCCUCUCCUUGGUGGCAAACCCAUCUCACUUGGAGGCUGCAGAUCCAGUGGUUAUGGGCAAGACGAAGGCAGAGCAGUUUUAUUGUGGGGACACUAAAGGAAAGAAGGUGAUGUCCAUUCUCUUGCACGGAGAUGCAGCUUUUGCCGGGCAGGGUAUAGUGUAUGAGACGUUCCAUUUGAGCGACUUGCCAUCCUACACUACGCAUGGGACAGUUCACGUGGUUGUGAACAACCAGAUCGGAUUCACUACAGACCCUCGUAUGGCCCGUUCCUCUCCGUACCCAACCGACGUUGCCCGGGUGGUGAAUGCACCUAUUUUCCAUGUCAAUGCGGAUGACCCAGAGGCAGUGGUGUAUGUGUGCAAUGUAGCAGCAGAAUGGAGAAGCACUUUCCACAAGGAUGUGGUGGUUGACUUGGUGUGUUACAGGCGGAAUGGUCAUAAUGAGAUGGACGAACCCAUGUUCACCCAGCCGUUGAUGUACAAGCAGAUCCGGAAGCAGAAACCUGUGCUGCAAAAAUACGCCGAGAUGUUAAUUUCAGAGGGGGUGGUAAAUCAGCCGGAGUACGAGGAGGAAAUUUCCAAGUAUGAUAGGAUCUGUGAAGAGGCCCAUGCCAGAUCCAAGGAUGAAAAAAUCCUGCACAUCAAGCACUGGCUGGAUUCCCCCUGGCCUGGUUUCUUCACUCUUGAGGGCCAGCCCCGGAGCAUGACCUGUCCCUCUACUGGUCUGAAUGAAGAAGACUUGGCCCAUAUAGGCAAGGUGGCCAGCUCAGUGCCUGUUGAGGAUUUCACAAUUCAUGGAGGUUUGAGCCGGAUUCUGAAAACCCGCUGGGAAUUGGUUAAGAACAGGACAGUAGACUGGGCAUUAGCAGAGUACAUGGCAUUUGGCUCCCUCCUCAAAGAGGGAAUCCACAUCCGACUGAGUGGCCAGGAUGUCGAGAGGGGGACAUUCAGCCAUCGUCACCAUGUCCUGCAUGACCAGAAUGUAGACAAGAGGACCUGCAUCCCCAUGAACCACCUCUGGCCAAACCAAGCUCCUUACACUGUCUGCAACAGCUCCCUGUCGGAGUAUGGAGUCCUAGGUUUCGAGCUGGGCUUUGCUAUGGCCAGUCCCAAUGCCUUAGUGCUGUGGGAGGCCCAGUUCGGUGACUUCCACAACACUGCUCAAUGCAUCAUUGACCAGUUCAUCUGCCCCGGCCAGGCCAAGUGGGUGAGACAGAAUGGCAUCGUGCUGCUGCUGCCCCAUGGCAUGGAGGGCAUGGGUCCCGAGCACUCGUCAGCCAGGCCAGAGCGAUUCCUGCAGAUGUGCAACGACGAUCCAGAUGUCUUCCCCAAACUCGAUGACUUUGAUGUACGCCAGCUGUACGACUGUAACUGGAUCGUUGUGAACUGCUCCACUCCAGCAAACUUCUUCCACGUCCUGCGGAGGCAGAUACACCUCCCGUUCCGGAAACCGCUGAUCAUCUUCACUCCAAAGUCACUGCUGCGCCACCCUGAAGCCCGCUCCAGCUUUGAUGAUAUGUUGCCAGGCACUAACUUCCUGCGCGUAAUCCCUGAGAGCGGCCCUGCAGCCCAGAACCCCGACCACGUCAAGAGGGUGCUCUUCUGCACUGGCAAAGUGUAUUACGAGCUCACCCGGGAGCGCAAGGCCCGGGACAUGGAGCCAGACGUGGCCAUCACCAGGGUGGAGCAGCUGUCCCCGUUCCCCUUCGACCUCCUCCAGAGGGAAGCGCUGAAGUACCCCAACGCCGAGCUGGCCUGGUGCCAGGAGGAGCACAAGAACCAGGGCUACUACGACUACGUGAAACCCCGGCUCCGCACGACUAUCGACCGUGCCAAACCCGUGUGGUACGCCGGCCGCGACCCAGCUGCUGCACCAGCCACUGGCAACAAGAAGACCCACCUGACUGAGCUCCAUCGCUUCCUGGACAUCGCCUUCAACCUGGAUGCCUACAAGGGCUUCUCCUAGACCCCACGUGGCUGCUGCAGCACGCUCUGUCUGUCUCUUGCUCACCUCCUGUGUCCGUCCUUAACUACAGACCUUGUAAACUAAA